Oryzias latipes (Japanese medaka) is the source of this 4217-nucleotide messenger RNA. It is a transcript of the gene acsl3b, whose product is annotated as acyl-CoA synthetase long chain family member 3b. Gene Ontology annotation, biological process: long-chain fatty acid metabolic process; long-chain fatty-acyl-CoA metabolic process; neuron differentiation. Gene Ontology annotation, cellular component: plasma membrane; lipid droplet; endoplasmic reticulum. Gene Ontology annotation, molecular function: long-chain fatty acid-CoA ligase activity. The record is from RefSeq and is a predicted model, not a curated record. NCBI's taxonomy places the organism in Eukaryota, Metazoa, Chordata, Actinopteri, Beloniformes, Adrianichthyidae.
GUCAAAUAAUGACUUCCGGGCUGGCAGCAGUGGCCCGGUAAUUCUCAGAUUUACGAUUUGACAUAGGAUUGUUUAGAUUUGUAGCAUUUAGUUUGUUCUGAAUUAUAAACGUAUACUCAAUCCCGACAUAUUUUUAAAAGGUGUGUUUAUCAGGGAUAUUAUUGUUAUCCUGGAGUCCAUGCUACAGCGACGCAGGCAUAGCGCUUUUUGAAGAGGUCCUUUUUUGAUGCAUAUUAGAACACCGACUACCACCACCUUUACUGUUGAAACAGCAAAAUCUAAAAGACUUUAGAGCUCGAGUCCAGAAUCUACGUCAAAGAUGAAGAUGAAGGAGGACAUCAACCCAGUGCUGCUACAAGUCUUCCGCUCUGUAGUGUGGGUCUACUCGGUCAUCACCUUCCUACCCUGGUACUUCUUUUCCGGGACCGGCAGUAAUUUGGAGCGAGCCCGGCGGAUCAAGGCAUAUUCAGUGAGUGGACACCCAGCUGGACCUUACAGAGCCAUCAACAGCCAAGAGAAGUUGGUAGCGCUGAUGGAACCGGGGGUGAACACCCUGGACAAGAUGUUUGAAUAUGCAGCGAGGAGAUUUCCAAUGAGGGACUGUCUGGGCACCAGGGAGGUGCUUAGUGAGGAAGAUGAGCUCCAACCUAAUGGCAAGGUGUUCAAAAAGGUGAUUUUAGGGAACUAUAACUGGCUUUCAUAUGAAGAAGCUUACCUGGCAGCAAAGUGCUUUGGCAGUGGUCUGGCAGCUCUGAAUCAGCGGCCUCACUGCAACAUCGCCAUCUUCUGUGAGACUAGAGCAGAGUGGCUCGUUGCAGCACAGGCCUGUUUCAUGUACAAUUUUCCACUCGUGACGCUCUACGCAACCUUGGGACUCAAGGCCAUUGCUCACGGCCUCAAUGAGACAGAAGUGACCCACAUCAUCACAAGUAAAGACCUACUCCAGAGCCGUCUCAAGGCCAUUCUGUGUGAUGUGCCGCGGCUACAGUACAUCAUUGUAGUGGACCAGAAACCCACAAGCUGGCCAGACAUCCCCAAGAGCAUCAAGGUCUACAACAUGGAUGCUGUGAAGGAGAUGGGAUCCAAGCCAGAAAAUAUUUCAGCGGACCGCAGACACCCUCAGCCGUCGGACAUCGCUGUCAUCAUGUACACCAGCGGCUCCACGGGCAUCCCCAAGGGUGUCAUGAUCUCCCAUAGCAACCUGAUUGCUGGCAUCACAGGCAUGGCAGAGCGGAUCCCUAAUCUCAAUGAGACAGACACCUACAUUGGCUAUCUACCAUUGGCACAUGUUUUGGAGCUCAGUGCAGAGCUGGUUUCCAUUUCUCACGGCUGUCGUAUCGGUUAUUCGUCCCCUCACACUCUGGCCGAUCAGUCCACCAAGAUUAAGAAAGGCAGCAAAGGGGAUGCUAGUGUCCUGAAACCCACUCUCAUGGCUUCUGUACCUGAGAUCAUGGAUCGAAUCUACAAAAAUGUAAUGACCAAAGUGGAGGAGAUGAGUAGAUUCCAAAAGACACUCUUUGCGUUGGCUUAUAACUACAAGAUGGAGCAGAUAUCCAAAGGUUACAGUACGCCUCUGUGUGACAGUUUGGUUUUCAAACGAGUGCGCUCUCUGUUGGGAGGAAACACGCGGGUGCUGCUUUCCGGCGGAGCCCCGCUGUCAGCCGCCACGCAGCGCUUCAUGAACGUCUGCAUGUGCUGCCCUGUGGGGCAGGGCUACGGCCUGACGGAGACCUGUGGAGCUGGCACCAUCAGCGAGGUUUGGGACUACAACACUGGACGAGUUGGCGCUCCACUGGUUUGCUCAGAGAUCACACUGAAGGACUGGGAAGAGGGGGGUUACUACAGCACAGACAAACCCAACCCAAGAGGAGAGAUUUUGAUUGGCGGGCCUAAUGUUGCAAUGGGUUACUACAAAUAUGAGGGCAAGAACCAAGGAGACUUCUUUGUGGAUGCCAACGGGCAGAGGUGGUUCUGCACUGGAGACAUUGGAGAAUUCCAUCCGGAUGGAUGCCUCAAAAUCAUCGAUCGUAAGAAAGACCUCGUAAAACUGCAGGCGGGUGAAUACGUUUCCCUCGGAAAGGUGGAGGCUGUUCUGAAGAACUGUCCACUGAUUGACAAUAUCUGUGCCUACGCCAACAGUGACCAAUCAUAUGUGAUUAGCUUUGUGGUGCCUAACCAUAAGCAGCUGAUGGCGGUGGCGGAACAAAUGGGAAUCAAAGGAACAUGGGAGGAAAUCUGCAACAACCCACAGAUGGAGAAGGAGGUUCUCUGCAUCAUUACUGAGGCAGCCAUCUCAGGCAAACUGGAGCGAUUUGAGAUUCCCAAGAAGAUCCGUCUGAGUGCCGAACCCUGGACACCAGAGACCGGUUUGGUCACUGACGCUUUCAAACUGAAGCGAAAGGAGCUGAAAACACAUUAUCAGGAAGACAUAGAGAGAAUGUACGGGGGGAAAUAAGAAGGAUCCACUACAAGAAGCACACUCAACCUGAGCAUGUAAACAAAAAGCUCAAUCCAAACUGAACUUCUCUCAGAGGACUUGUAUUCUAGUUACAGGUAAAACAAAGUCAUUAUUAUUAGAAACUAAGAGACUCCUGUUCCUCAUCUCCUCUGUAACCAGCGACCAUCAAAGCAGGAGCAAGAAUCUGGAAGGCAGCUUCAUGCUUUUAUCAAGACCAGGAGGCACAAAUAACUGAGCCAGUCAUUCCGCUGUGAUAGACCUUCUGAGUCGCCGUGACGACCAAAGCGACUCAUGACAUUGGACCUGUGUGACGCAAAGAAAUGAGAAUCCCAGGAUAGGCAUUGCAUCUGUUCUUCCCCCCUUUCGUUGGAAGAUUUCUCCCUGUAAAGCUCGGCUGUGGAGGUGAGGCGCAGAAGCGCGGCGGGGAGGUUGGUAGCGUGAGCCUGAUGGGAAGAGCCCUCUUGGGCCCAGACGUGACUUUCAGGUUGGAUCUGCAGGGAUCUUAAUUGUGUUUUUCCUUUUAUUUUAUUUUUUGUUUUAUAUAUCUGCGUUGUAAUGUUUCCUUCGUGUUGGGUUUGUCAGCUUUGGAACCCAUUUUUGAACAUUUCUCUGUGAUGUGUGGCGAAGCCGUGAGAGAUUGAACUGCUGUUAUGAAACAGUAGUUUGUUUUUCUUCUUUUGUAUGCUUUUGUAUUUCUUUCUGGUCAUGCUAAUUGUGCUUUGUUUACAAGUUGUUUUUUAUUAAUGCUGUUUUUUCUUCUCUUAUUUUAUUUUCUUCUUGCGUCCAAAAAUUUGCUCAUUUGACUUCAUGUUUACUGACUUGAUUCUCUUAAUUCCACAUCCUGCAGCGGGAACAUCGAUGGCAAAAGCUAUUUAUUGACUGAACAUUGUUCCAUCAGUGACUUGUAAAAGGCCUGCCAGACCAAGUAUGUAUUUCUCCAUUUAUGACCAAUGAACUAGGUAAAUAUCUUCAAGGAAACUUGGUUUACUGUAGUGAAAUAGUUUCAAUAGUCUGUAUUUCUUUAACUGCAUUUUCAGGAACUUUAGGGGCAGUUACAUAUGUUAUUCUAUUUACCAUAGAUCUAGUUACUGUUGCUUUUGAUCUUGUCUUUUUUUUUUUUUUUUUGCAGAUACGAAAUAAAAAAUGAAUGUGCAAUAUUUAUACUCAAAUUAAAGUGUGUAUGUAGGAAACCACAGCCGACAGCUCCGCUGUGGCGUGUUCAUGUUUAUGCCUCUUGCUUGUAUGAAGUAGCGGCUUUGUAGAAAAGUGAGAUCGCAGAAGCAAAAAGGUAAUUAGACACUGAUGAGAACAUUUUAGAUGUUUGCAAAAAUGUGAGGUAAGAAGCUUUUUUUUGGGGGGGGGGGGGGGUUGUAAAGCUUGCAUGAUGAAAAGCGUGCGACUGUACCAAAGCAUCUGUACUGAAGAGAAAACUGCACUUGAGCAAGUGAAGAAAUUGUUGUGGAUACACUCCAGGUCUAAAUGAUAGGAAGAAAAAAAAAUCCCCUCACUGAUUGCAACUAACAUGUCUGUAUAUUUCAACAGAUUUGUGUAUAUAACACUGUAUGUGCAAUGUAUAUAAACAACUCUACAGUGCUACAUGAAUCUUUCACCUGCUAGUUGUUUGAAUCUCUGUAAACAAUGCGUCGAUGGAAGAAGGUUGUGGUAUUUAUUGAAUUGACCUGACUGGCAGCACUAGGAGCGACUCUGUUACUUCUAUUUAUUUCUUCAUCGAAAUAAAUGCUCGUUUGGUUUGUUGUGA